AUGCGUCCAAAAUCCAAGAAAGAUACGGGGCUCGGAAAAGCCAUUAUCAAAGAUCGUUUUAAAGGAAAUACAAGGCCAAGAGACGGAGAUACUUUCUUGCAUACAACGGAUUUGGAUGAUGGAGCGAGUUGGACAAAAUUACAAUCUAUAACUCAGCAGCGAGAUUUGGACGAAUUCUUGAGUACAGCUCAAUUGGCGGGAACUCAGUUUACUGCUGAAAAGGAAGUUUUAGCAAGACAAGAGGCUAAUAAAGAAAAAUUAGUAAUACCAAGAAGGCCAAACUGGGAUCAAACCACUACUCCUAGUCAAUUAGAACUGAACGAAAGAGAUGCGUUUUUACGGUGGCGGCGUAACUUAGCAUUCCUUCAAGAGCAAGAUGAAUUUCUUUUAACACCAUUCGAGCGUAACCUAGAAGUAUGGCGUCAACUCUGGCGCGUGAUUGAGAGAUCGGAUUUGGUGGUACAGAUUGUUGAUGCAAGGAAUCCAUUAUUUUUUCGAUCAACGGACUUGGAAAAAUACGUUAAAGAAGUUGAUAAAAAUAAGAAAAACUUGUUAUUAAUUAAUAAAGCAGAUUUAUUAACUGCCAAUCAAAGGCAACUUUGGUCAGAUUACCUUGAUUCGCAAGGUAUUCGAUAUAUUUUCUUUUCCGCUGUUCUUGCACAAGAGAACCUCGAAAAGGAACUGUUGGAAGUAUCUGCUGAUAAUGUACCUGAAUUUAAUGAUGGCAGCGAUAAUGAGAAGGAGAAUGUGGAGACUUCUCCUAACGACAAUAUUUAUAAAGUCAUGCCCGAAUUCCGAGAUAAUGAAGAUGCGAAAGACGACGCGAUUGAACAUUCAAAAGCUGCUUCUUUGGAAGAUCGAUAUUCUAAACACAUCGAUAAUGAAAAAGUUUGUAUUAGAACGACUAAGGACUUGGUUUCUUUACUAGUUGCUGAGGCGGCAGACGUCGAAGAUCAAACUGAACCAGAUAAAAAACUAACAAUUGGUUUAGUUGGAUAUCCAAAUGUUGGUAAAUCUUCAACGAUAAACGCUUUACUAGGAGAGAAACGAGUAUCGGUCUCAUCAACUCCAGGAAAAACCAAACACUUUCAAACCAUUCAUCUUACACCCUCACUAGUUUUAUGUGAUUGUCCCGGAUUAGUAUUUCCAAAUUUUGCUACGACAAAUGCUGAUAUGGUUUGUAAUGGAGUAUUACCAAUCGAUCAAUUAAGAGAACACACCGGUCCUGCGGCAUUAGUUGCGCAACGAAUACCAAAAUCUGUUCUUGAAGCCAUUUAUGGUAUCAAAAUUCGUAUUAAAGCAACGGAAGAAGGUGGAAAUAAUAUACCAACAGCGGAAGAACUGCUGGUUGCUUUUGCAACCGCGAGAGGAUUUACGAAAUCGGGACACGGAAAUCCUGAUGAAUCACGAGCAGCACGUUACAUACUCAAAGACUACGUUAACGGCAAACUUCCAUUUUGUCACCCGCCACCAACUGGAAUAUCAUCAGAGAAAUUCAACUCAGAGUUACAUAACGUAGAAUUAUAUAUAAAAAAUAAAAAGAAAAUCAAAUCCAUCAUAACACAGGAUGGAGAUGAUAUAUCAUCAUCGAUUGCGAAUCAAAUAAAUAUUGGUACACAAUCAAAAGCACUUGAUCAAUCAUUUUUUGGUGAUCCAGCACCAUCACCAAAAGUCAAAGGGAAAUUUGCUGGUGAAUUUAGUAGAGUUAAAUUAUAUCCUAUUCAUAGCACACUUAAUGAUGAAGGAAAACCAAUUGGUAGAGGUGGGGCAACUUCUCUAGCUGGUGUGAUUGCACAAUCUGGUAAAAAACAUCACAAAAAAGGAAGGAAGAACGUAAAGAAUCAUGGUGCAAAUGGUUACGAUAUUUAA
This is a messenger RNA of Funneliformis mosseae, 1869 nucleotides long. The record is from the annotation of a GenBank genome assembly. Lineage: Eukaryota; Fungi; Glomeromycota; Glomeromycetes; Glomerales; Glomeraceae.